AUCACCAUGGCUGCAGUGGAUCGUUUCUCCCUCUUGUACAGCGAAAUCAGUCGUUCCUGCAGUUUUUACAUGGAGGCCCUGGCUAUCGUGGGAGCCUGGUACACAGUCAGGAAAUGUGUGUCCUUGGCCUUUGACACUUACAGCAUGCUCAGGUUGCAUGUCAUUCCAAAGCUGGGCGGCGAGGUGGAUCUCAUCAAACAGUAUGGAAGAUGGGCUGUGGUCACUGGUAGCACGGAUGGGAUUGGGAAGGCGUAUGCAGCAGAACUGGCAAAGCGCGGGGUCAACGUCAUCUUGAUCAGCCGAAACAAGGAGAAGCUGGAGGCUGUGUCCAGGAGCAUAGCUGAAACAUACAAGGUGGAAACAGAUUACAUAGUAGCCGAUUUCAGCAAGGGGCGUGAGCCUUACCCAGCCAUUAAGGAGGCUCUGAAAGACAGAGAAAUUGGGAUUUUGGUGAAUAAUGUCGGAAUGUUUUAUACCUACCCAGACUAUUUUACUAAUCUGUCUGAGGAUACACUGUGGGACAUAAUCCAUGUAAAUAUUGCUUCUGCUAACAUGAUGACACAUAUUGUGCUGCCAGGCAUGGUAAAGAAGAAGAAAGGGGCAAUUGUGAACAUUUCUUCUGCAGCUUGUUGUCAGCCAACACCAAUGAUGACAAUCUAUGGAGCCUCCAAAACCUACUUGGACUAUUUCAGUAGAGCACUACAUUAUGAGUAUGCCUCAAAAGGAAUUUUUGUUCAGAGUUUAACCCCAUUCGUAAUUGCUACAAAAAUGGCAGCAUUCAACAUAACUGCAUCAAAGAGAUCUUUUGUUUUUCCUUCUGCUGAAGAAUAUGCAAGUCAUGCUAUUUCCACUCUUGGGUUAUCCACAAGGACCACUGGUUACUGGAAACAUGCAAUAGGGUUCACGCUGGGUAAGCACAUGCCUGAAUGGAUCUGGGCAUGGUUUGCAAUGUAUUUCUGCAGAAUCACACGCAAGCAAGCUUUGGCAGAGAGAGUGAAAUAG
Acanthisitta chloris (rifleman) is the source of this 1002-nucleotide messenger RNA. It is a transcript of the gene HSDL1, whose product is annotated as hydroxysteroid dehydrogenase like 1. The transcript has 4 exons. The record is from RefSeq and is a predicted model, not a curated record. Gene Ontology annotation, molecular function: oxidoreductase activity. The coding region runs from base 7 to 1002 and encodes 331 amino acids. Lineage: Eukaryota; Metazoa; Chordata; Aves; Passeriformes; Acanthisittidae.